Ruditapes philippinarum (Manila clam) is the source of this 1710-nucleotide messenger RNA. RefSeq names its product E3 ubiquitin-protein ligase rnf213-beta-like. The coding region runs from base 1 to 1710 and encodes 569 amino acids. The transcript is spliced from 9 exons. Lineage: Eukaryota; Metazoa; Mollusca; Bivalvia; Venerida; Veneridae. The record is from RefSeq and is a predicted model, not a curated record. Gene Ontology annotation, molecular function: ubiquitin-protein transferase activity; ATP hydrolysis activity.
AUGGCCACUUAUGUGUCAAUGUGCCGUAAAAUAGAUAAACAUACAUUAAAGGGAGUCCCUGCUCGUUGUUAUUGCAAAGAAAGCCAUGAGAGCAUCACGUAUGAUCAGAAUAAGGAAUGCCAGGAAAUCGUCAACUCGUUGAAUGCUUUAGUGGAGGACUUUGUUUGUGCGCUACUAGAUGGAAAAAUAUGCGUCAAACUGCUGCAGACCAUGGAGAAUCAUAAGGAUGUAUUGUUUCAACUUUGUGACGGCCUGCAAUUUAACACUGAAAACAUCAGAGUCGCACUUUCAAAAAGGAGAGAAGAGUUGAAUGCUUUCUAUAGAAUAAGAGCGACAUUAGAAGCUCUUAAAUUAUUUUGUGAUGGCGUUGAUGAAGUGCAAGUCGACAUGGAAGAUGUUGAAGAUAUUCUUAAGAAAAAUGUUGAAGAAAGCGCAUUGAAUGAAUUGGUGAUAGUGCAAAAGCUGGCGGACAAGUCAGAAGAAAUGACCCACAAUGUUCAAAUCAAUGUCAAAAGCUUAAACGAAGAGGUAAUACAUAUGAUUAUCUGUCUUGAAGAAUUGAAGAAGAGUGGAUGUUUCACUGCGCAAUGGAAGCGAUUGAUCUUGGAUUUACACAGACAGACUUCUCUCAGCCUCAAUGAUCUAUAUCAACAUGUUUAUUUACCGUCAGUUGAGAGAUUGAAAGAAAAGGCAAAACAAAUUUCCUCAGGUGAAAUAGCUUACAUUGACAUGGAAGACUUUGUCGGAAAUAUUUGCGGGAGGAAUUACGACACAAUCUUCUUCGAGCUUAAAACUGUUUGUCCUGAUUUAUCUCCUAAAGUUCUGAGUGAACGCAUUCAACAGUUUAAACAAUGCAGACAGAUCAGAGUAGUUACUGAAGUGGCAUCUGCCUUAUGCAAAGUCAAAGAUGUCUAUGGACUUUCUGGAAACUUUAGUGUCGUCGAACAUUUCAAAAACUACGACAUCAAAACUUUAACUCUGAGUUCAGCAAAAGAGGAAAUACUGUUAAGCAGUCGAGACUUGUACCAUGUAACAAAAGAGGGAGCAGCAUGUCUAGAAGCCUUUGCAAAUUGUGCUGAUCUUAUAUCAUGGCUCCGUAUCAUUAUUAAAGGUGGCAUAAAAGAGCUGAACACUUUUGUAGAAAUGGGAAUGACAUAUGCUGGGGAUGACACAGAGAAAAUUAGCAGAGUUCAAAGUUUGGCUGUUGCAGUAAAUGGAUAUGCAACUCUCAUUUUUGAAAUAAAAAAAACAAGCGGUUACAAAGAAGUACUGAAAGCAUGUGAUUCUGUGUUUGAGGAGUUAAAAAACACACCAAAAUUACCAGAAAAACUAGAAUAUGCUCAACGUUAUCUCCACUGGUUCAAGGAAAUAAAACAAGCACAUGGUGCCGUGGAAGUUUCUUCGUUUAUGCAAGCAGAGAAUAUAAAUGAAUGUGGCGUUUAUCAGAUUGGUACAAAAGUGUGGAAAGCAUUUGGGGGACAGGGUUGUCAAAUUUCCCUUGCGGAGUUUUCGGAUAUCAAAAAAGUCUUAAAACUGACAUUAGCUAUGGAUGAAGGAAGCAACCGUGAAUACACAUAUGAUAAACUACAAGAUCUACAAAGUAGAUUAAUGCUAGAUGCAGGUGAAGCAGAAAAGAGCAAGAUCAGCGUAGAGCGCUUUAACAAGCAUGCUAACCAAUGCUUAUUAUUUCGGUUCGUUUGUAGAUCUUAG